Molecule: messenger RNA, 1812 nt
Organism: Colletotrichum truncatum
Lineage: Eukaryota; Fungi; Ascomycota; Sordariomycetes; Glomerellales; Glomerellaceae
Source: RefSeq, a predicted model, not a curated record
AUGGCGGAGACAGUCUCUUCCUCAGUUGAACGAACUGCUCGGCGGGCUUGUGAUCGAUGCUCCCGUCUGAAGACACAAUGCGACUUUACCGAUCCUUGCGCCAGGUGUAGGCGUCUUGGAUUGGAUUGCACAAUGCGGAGACCAGUCCGGCAACGAGGCCGCCCUAAGAGACGAACCGUUGGCGGGUCAGAAAGCCGCACCAACGAGGUUACGUCUCCAUUUGACGUCGAGGAUCAGCUGAUGAACGAUGAUGAUUUGAUUCCUCUGGAAACAAAUUCGAAUAGAGCUCUAUCUCCCGAUGCCAUCAAUUCUGUACUUCGGAAGGACCCAGGCUCAGAUGUGAAUCCUAACUUGGCUGCAGCUCUUCUGCAACGCCUGUUCUCACUUGGUGAAGGACUAGGCAUUUACAGUGUCUUCUUCACGGGUGUCGAAGCUUCGCUAGAUAUCCGUUCUUCGGACUCUGAAGGGCUUUCUGGAAUUGAAAUGGAUUCGGAGGUGGUUUUGCAUAAAAAUGACGCUCAUCCGUGGACUCCUCAGUUGGUCUAUGGCCUUCUAGCAGUAGCGCUCGAGAUAAAUUCUCGUUCCGUCUUGGACUCUCGAUGGGAAUCAUCACAGCUGGACAAAGACUCUCUGAGAACAAACAGUUUGAAUUUACUACCGCGUAUGACUUGGAUUUACCAGCCAUUGGUUACUGACGCCCUUGUCUUGUUGUCUUACAGUUGGACUUGGUGUUUCACUGAACACCUUUCCCACAUGUCCUUGCGAUGGUACAUGAUGGCGCGAUUGAUGUUCGAAGAAACUGGUCGGAAAGACAGUCUCAGCUCUCGGGUGGAGAUAGGAAUGGAUGUACAGGGUCUAUCACUAUCACUACUCCUCUUUCGGGAUGACCUGUCAACAUCCAAAACACCGCAAAUUUCGGUACCCGCUGAAAUCAAUGCGGCUCAUCCUCCGUGCUCAUACUGGGGCCUUUUUCGCUGCUUGAGAAGUGCCUUUGGUCAAGUUCUCCAGGAGCCUGUGAUAGCCACACGCACUUGGCAUGAAGCGCGUAUGGGACUGGAGGAUUUCUUUUUUGACUUCCCCACCAACCUACUAAGGUUUGACAACAUUGAGAACCUCUAUCAAGCCGAAUUCAUGGUCUGGAUGCACGGCCUAUUCAUCCUGUUAUACACCAAACGAGACCUUCUUGACAUUCUUCUGAACCCCAGCAUUCUGACUGAUGAAACCCUUCCGCGUGCACUUGACCAUUCCCUCUUGCUGGGAGAAGUCCUUCCCACGUUUCAACGACUCGAAAGCCGCAUGGAAAUGCUUUCUGCAAUUACUGUAUACUUCGUCCUUCUAUCAUCCACAGUUCACGCGGCAGCUCUCCUCAGCUGCUCGCUCGGAGACGAAGCUUCAACGUCGGGCGAAGCAGUCCCCGUGCCCCCAAAACUUGCAGGAUCUAGCUGGACACACUUAGGGACGCUUACUUUGAUCGAAAGCUGCUGCAAGAGGUACGACCUUCCUAUCGUUGGGGAGAUCCGCAAGUUACUUGCCGCUGCCUAUGGUCGAGCGGUUCACGGGUCGCACGGGGCAGACGGGGUGGACGCAAAGGUGCUUAUGUUGUAUCGUUGGAAGGGUCGGGGAGCUGGUAUCCUGCGCCUGGAUCCGGAUACGGCAGAGUCUGAAUGGGGAUUCCCACAGCCGCCGAACGUAGACAUCCUGGGGCUCGUACCGAGACAUGGGUCCCAGUGCCACCGGCUUCUCGCCGAGCUGUGUUCAUCCAAAAGCCGCCUUUCUAAACCGGGAUACUUUGAUAUGAGCAUACUUGUUUGA